Messenger RNA from Arachis stenosperma, 3153 nucleotides. Its product is annotated as subtilisin-like protease SBT2.6. Gene Ontology annotation, biological process: proteolysis. Gene Ontology annotation, molecular function: serine-type endopeptidase activity. The record is from RefSeq and is a predicted model, not a curated record. The transcript is spliced from 11 exons. Bases 456 to 2918 code for a protein of 820 amino acids. NCBI's taxonomy places the organism in Eukaryota, Viridiplantae, Streptophyta, Magnoliopsida, Fabales, Fabaceae.
CUCACUGUCACCGAGUCUGUGAGUACAGUUCCACAGAGCAUGGCACUAAACGGUGACCGUUAGAUCUCCGAUCACGGGAAGUGGAGGUGCACCCCUCUGCACCCGAUCUAGAUCGCCACUCCAAUGGCGUGCUCGUGAAUCCACCCAACCAUGGUGUCCACUCUCUUACUACAAUAGACUACACCCAUCCCAUACAUACAUACACUACAUAUACACUCACACUCCAUUCUCGCUUUUCUCUUCUUCUUCUUCUUCUUCUUCUUCUUGUUGCCGACGAUUCUUUGCUUCUUCUGCUUCUUGUUAUCACUUUAUUCUGCGCCGCAAUGUCCGCGAUAUGAAUCUUCUAAUCUCCUUUUUACAGUUGUAGCUUGCUCUUCUGCUUCGAUCAUCAUACAGUCUGUCACAUUGAUCUCAAGCUUAAACUAUUCAACUUGGGAACUCCAAUAAUUUGAAAAAUGAGGUUGGUGGAGUUUUGGUGUAUAUUUAUAAUAAUUAUAUUGGCCAAUAUUCUUGAACCUGGGAAGGCAGAGGUUUAUAUAGUAACCGUUGAAGGUGAGCCUAUCAUAAGUUACACCGGCGGUAUCGAUGGGUUUGAAGCUACUGCUGUGGAAUCUGAUGAGAAGAUCGAUACCACAAGUGAAUUGGUCACUUCUUAUGCACGCCACCUUGAGAAAAGACAUGAUAUGCUACUUGAAAUGUUGUUUGAUGCUGGGACGUACACAAAACUCUAUAGCUAUCGACAUCUUAUAAAUGGGUUUGCUGUGCAUCUUUCCCCAGAGCAGGCAGAAACUCUUAGACAUGCUCCUGGUGUUAAAUCUGUUGUGAGGGACUGGAAAGUGAAGAGACUUACAACACAUACCCCACAAUUUUUGGGGCUUCCAACUGGAGUGUGGCCGACAGGAGGUGGCUAUGAUCGAGCCGGAGAAAACAUAGUGAUCGGAUUUGUGGACUCUGGGAUAUAUCCUCACCAUCCCAGCUUUGUCACUUAUAAUACUGAACCAUAUGGGCCACUUCCAACGUAUAGAGGAAAAUGUGAAGUUGACCCGGAGACUAAGAGAAGUUUCUGUAAUGGGAAGAUUAUAGGAGCACAGCAUUUUGCUCAAGCUGCAAUAGCUGCUGGGGCAUUUAACCCUAUAGUUGAUUUUGCUUCUCCUUUGGACGGGGAUGGGCAUGGAAGUCAUACUGCCUCUAUUGCGGCUGGAAGAAAUGGAAUUCCUGUGAGGAUGCAUGGACAUGAAUUUGGGAAAGCAAGUGGAAUGGCUCCUCGUGCCAGGAUUGCUGUGUACAAAGCACUCUAUAGACUCUUUGGAGGUUUCAUUGCAGAUGUAGUUGCUGCAAUUGAUCAGGCUGUACAUGAUGGGGUGGAUAUACUCAGCCUUUCUGUUGGACCCAACAGUCCUCCAGCAACCACCAAAACCACUUAUUUAAACCCAUUUGAUGCUACACUUCUUGGAGCUGUGAAAGCUGGUGUCUUUGUUGCACAGGCUGCCGGAAACGGUGGCCCCUUUCCUAAGACUUUAGUUUCGUAUAGUCCAUGGAUAGCAUCCGUAGCUGCAGCAAUUGAUGAUCGUAGAUAUAAAAAUCAUCUGACUCUUGGAGAUGGUAAAAUCUUGACUGGAAUUGGUCUAUCACCUUCUACACAUUUUAACCAAUCAUACACAUUGGUUGCUGCGAAUGAUGUUGUGCUAGACUCGUCAGUUAUGAAGUACAAUCCCACGGAUUGCCAGAGACCUGAACUUCUAAACAAGAACUUGAUAAAGGGGAACAUUCUUCUUUGUGGUUAUUCUUUCAACUUUGUAGUUGGUUCUGCAUCAAUAAAAAAGGUUUCAGAAACAGCGAAGUCUCUUGGUGCAGCUGGAUUUGUUCUGUGUGUUGAAACUGUUUCUCCUGGAGCAAAAUUUGAUCCAGUCCCUGUUGGCAUUCCUGGGAUUGUUAUCGCAGAUGUCAGCAAGUCAAAGGAACUAAUAGAUUAUUAUAAAAUCUCCACUCCAAGAGACUGGACUGGAAGGGUGAAGAGUUUCAAAGGUAUUGGAAAAAUUGGGGAUGGUUUGAUGCCUAUUCUUCAUAAGUCUGCACCACAGGUGGCUUUAUUCUCUGCAAGAGGACCAAAUAUAAAGGACUUUAAUUUCCAAGAGGCAGAUCUUCUCAAGCCAGAUAUAUUGGCACCGGGAUCAUUAAUUUGGGGUGCUUGGUCUCUAAAUGGAACUGAUGAACCAAAUUAUAUGGGAGAGGGAUUUGCCAUGAUAUCUGGAACUAGCAUGGCUGCUCCACAUAUAGCCGGCAUUGCGGCUCUCAUAAAGCAGAAACAUCCACAUUGGAGCCCUGCCGCAAUCAAAUCAGCCUUGAUGACGACAUCAACAACUCUAGACAGAGCAGGAAAUCCUAUUCUAGCACAGCAAUAUUCUGAAACACAGGCGAUGAAGCUAGUAAAAGCUACUCCUUUUGAUUAUGGGAGUGGACAUGUUAAUCCAAGAGAUGCUUUGGACCCUGGGCUAAUCUUUGAUGCAGGAUACAAUGAUUAUCUAGGGUUCUUGUGCACAACACCCGGCAUCGACAUUCAUGAGAUAAAGAAUUAUACAAACACACCAUGCAACAACACAAUGGGCAACCCAGCAAAUCUAAACAGUCCUUCCGUUACAGUUUCCCAUCUAGUAAGAACUCGAGUUGUCACCCGAACCGUCACAAAUGUUGCAGGGGAAGAAGAAACAUAUGUGAAUACAGCUAGAAUGGACCCUGCAGUUGCCAUUGAAGUCAAUCCUCCAGCAAUGACCAUCAGACCAGGCGCAUCGCGUAAGUUUACCGUGACACUAACGGUUCGGUCAGUGACAGGAACCUAUAGCUUUGGUGAGGUUUUGAUGAAAGGGAGCAGAGGUCACAAGGUGAGGAUCCCUGUUCUGGCCAAUGGAUACUCAAGAUAGCUUAAUUUGGUCUCAAAGUUCAAAGCUCAAAGCUAUGUUUGUAAUAUUCUUUGUAACUUGUGGAGAAAUAAGGUAUGUCCUUUAAGAUUUAUUCAUAUGUGAUAUUGAAUAUAUAGGUUGUAAACUGUAAAGGAAGCAAGUGUAAAAGGCGGAGAGACUCAACAUAUAAAGUUUUGCUACUGUUCUCAUUCUCAAGUGCUUUCUUGAGAAGCUGCUUUGUGAAAUGUCUUCUUCA